Messenger RNA from Sclerotinia borealis F-4128, 3138 nucleotides. NCBI's taxonomy places the organism in Eukaryota, Fungi, Ascomycota, Leotiomycetes, Helotiales, Sclerotiniaceae. The record is from the annotation of a GenBank genome assembly.
AUGUCGACGGCGAUCCCACAAGUACCUCCCAGACCUAGUAGGUCCCAGGAGCGAGGAGACACCUCUUCUGGUGCUCCCUCUCUUGGUAGUAAUAUACCACAAAUCCCUCCGCGACCCACCAACAGACGUGCCGAUCGUUCUAUUUCCCCUGCUCGAGAGAGCUUCGCACGAUCUCCACUCAACGAUAUGCCUCCUACCCAAAACCAUGGAAAGUCGUCCUUGUAUGCCAUGAGCAGUGCCAAUAGCUCAACAUCGGAGCUCGAGGUCCCACGUCGUCCAUCGAGUGUAGCUCUUCCUUCCAUCGGACAAGAGGGCAACGAAUAUGCGGAGGCGUUCGGAGCUUCGGAGGAUCUCAGCUCAUCGCCAACACAAACAAGGAAUGUUGCAAAUGAUUUGAAGCUUCAUGCUCCUAAGCCUUCUCACCCCGAGUCUAGUGCUAAGCUUAGGGUAUCUGCGGUCACUCGUACUGAUUCUGGCCAAGCUGCAGCAUAUGGCUUAGGCAAAGCUGAUGAUAAAGAUGCUGGUUCUCGAUCUUUGAAGAAUAAAUCAAGCUUUGCGAGCAAUGCUUCGGCCAUCGAGCGUCCCCCCUCGAGUACCGGUCAUGAAGAUGAGCAUGGUAUCCCUGAAAUCGGCCAACGUGUUCCUAUGUAUCCAAAUGCAGGAGAUGUUCAAGCUCCAUCUCCGUCACCAUACUCAGCUCCUUAUGCUCCUGGUAUUGGCUUUCACAACGAUGGAUCAAAGCGACACCAUGAGCGUAAAAUAAGUGGUCGUGGAGGAGAGGUUCCACCGGGAAGUUAUGGCCUUCACGGACAUGGUAUCGUCCCUUACGAUCGCUUUGAGAAGGCUUAUUAUGAGAAACAUCCCGAGCUUUACAAGAAAGAAACUACUUCUUAUCACGGACCUCACGGCGAAGGCAGAGCGGAGUGGGCUAUGAGCAGUGACGAUUUGAAUAAGAUUGUUAGAGAUACUGCCAGCAGAGGUGCUGGUCUUGGUACAUCUCCAGCAGUAAUGAGUACCCCUACCGAGCAGAUUGGAUUUCAAGCUUCUGAAGAAUAUACAUCUCGCAUGUCUUCUCCCCGCCCACAAUCCAGUGGCCAUCAGUCCUCUGGCUACAACGUCGCGCAUUCUAAUGCAUCUCAAACAAACGUCGACUCGCCUUUGAAAAAGGAAAGCUUCCCCCUCGACGGUUCGCAGAAAGCUGAAUUCGAAGGAGCUCUAUCGAAAAGUCUCGGUGACAAGUCCGAACGCGGUUAUGAAAGUGAAGCGGAUGCCGAUGAUACUAUUCAUAUCGAUGCCCCGAGCCGUCGUUCUAGUAGGGUAAUUGAUCCGGCGAAUGAACCAAGGCCAUAUUCAGCAGCUGGCGGAGAAGAUGAUGAGCUUCGCGAAGAACAUGGAUAUAAUGCUCCAAUUCUUGCUUCCGAUGAAGUGUCUAAGGAGUCAUUUGGAUACGAGCUGCAGGCUGCUGUUUCCCCAUCUUUCGAACAUAGAAACCUCUACGAUGAUGUAACUUAUGGCAGCACAUCCGGAAGCAAGCAAACUAGUCGACCUGGAAGUAUCCAUACAUCAGCAGUGCGAGCAACGGAAUCGACGCCAUUAGAGGAAGUGCAGGAAUACGAGCCAUUGUUCCCUGAAGAGGAAAAGUCCGGCACUGCUGUGGAAAAGCCUGAAACUGCAGUCGACCGUUUGAAACGUCCAGAGAUGCAAAAUCGUAAAUUUCCAAGUCAAGACGUGUGGGAAGACACGCCCAACAGCUUGCAAUACACUGCGACAGUGUCGACACCUCAACUUCCCGAUCCUGAUGAUGGUAAUGAAGACGCCCACAAGAGAUCGAAAGAGACCCCGGAGCAAGCAUUUGCUCGACGACAGGAGGAGCUGGCCGAGAAAGAAUCUACGAGCACAGAGAGUUUCUUGCAUCCCCAAAAGAAAGCAUGGUCCCACAAACCACAUCUUGCAGCAGAAGCACGACCGAAUCUGCAACAGCGUUUCCCAAGUAGAGAUGUUUGGGAAGAUACACCAGAUAGUCUCCAAUUGCAGACGACGGUAUCAACACCUCAAACUCCGGAGGUAGACACCAUCAUGAGCCCACCGGACGAAAGACCCACCACUGGCGCUGUCGUAUUUCAUCAGGAGAAGGCAGCGGCUGGCUUUGGACUUGGGCAUGAUGAAGGUCGAGCAACGACUGGUAUCGCAAUGACUAAACCAAGCGCUCCUGCUCGCCCUAUAACAUCAACUUCGCCCGAUAAAGCUCAACCAGCCAUUCCUGGUCGCCCCGCACAGAAGUCGAAGCAAGUGUCAACUGCAGAUGAUGCUGCCCCUCCUCUACCACUGAAGUCCAAACCACAAAUACCUGCCCGUCCAGCAAAGCCUAUUGCACGUGAAUCGUCGGAAAAUAUCCCAUUAACCACCGUCCCAUCCAAUUCCUCCGCUAAAUCGAUAGGCUCGGAUAAUAGCUCUUCUACCGCUGGCAAGACAAAACCACCUGUCCCUUCGAGACCGGUUGGUGGUAAAAUUGCCGCUUUGCAGGGUGGUUUUUUGGCAGACCUUAACUCGCGCUUAAAACUCGGGCCACAAGCUCCAAAGAAAGAAGAGCCUAAGCCAGAGGAGAAAGUCGAGGAGAAAGAAAAGGUGCCUCUAUCGGAUGCUAGAAAAGGUAGAGCCAGAGGUCCUGCUCGUAGAGCGCCUGCUAGAAGUCCUGCCCCAAUCUCAUCGACCGCUCAAGAAUCAUCUGCUGUAACUUUGGCAACCUCAACACCCUCUACACUGUGGUAUAUUGAUUCGAAUGAGGUCUUACAUGUAGAGUCCAAGACAGACUCCAAGGCAGACUCCAAGACAGAGGAAGUUACCCCACCUACUACCAAAGCAGCCGAAUCUUCAACUCCAACUCUUGCAACAAACACGGCAGGAGAAAGUCUCCAUGAUGCUACAGAAAUUGCAGAGGGCGCCGAGAAGAGUGCAUCUCUUCCAUCGGCGGAAAAGGAUAUCGAAUCGGAACAACGAGAGGAUAUACAAAAGGAAGCGAUUAUUGCCGAUGAUCACAGUAAUGACGCUGAGCCGAUAAAACCAAGUGACUCUCCUCCUGUCGUUAGUGAGAGUACGGUAGAGAGCACAACUGAACCUGAAGCUGUUAUUGAGAAUUAA